Messenger RNA from Seriola dumerili (greater amberjack), 3000 nucleotides. RefSeq names its product potassium voltage-gated channel subfamily KQT member 5-like. The transcript has 17 exons. Gene Ontology annotation, molecular function: voltage-gated potassium channel activity. Gene Ontology annotation, cellular component: membrane. Lineage: Eukaryota; Metazoa; Chordata; Actinopteri; Carangiformes; Carangidae. The record is from RefSeq and is a predicted model, not a curated record. The coding region runs from base 1 to 3000 and encodes 999 amino acids. Gene Ontology annotation, biological process: transmembrane transport; potassium ion transport.
AUGCCCCGGAACCACAGCGGCGAAGAAGGCGGCACUGGGCUCUGGAUGAGGACAUCGCCGGGGCACCGUACCGAAGGCUACGGUUUGAAAGAUGUGGAGUCCGGACGGAAGAUGAUGAACAACGCUGGAGACGGCUUGCUGUCAGCCUCCACCGCCGCAGGUGCUGCCGGCUCCGAGAGCCUGAGGGGCAAGCAGGGAGCCCGGCUCAGCCUGUUGGGGAAGCCGCUCAUAUACAGCGCUCAGAGCGGCCGGAGAAACGUGCGGUACCGGCGGCUCCAGAACUACCUGUACAACGUGCUGGAGAGACCGAGAGCCUGGGCGUUCAUCUACCAUGCGUUUGUGUUCAUCUUGGUCUUCAGCUGCCUGGUGCUCUCAGUGUUCUCAACCAUCCCGGCUCAUCAGGACUUCUCCUCCCACUGUCUCCUCAUCCUGGAGUUUGUGAUGAUUGUGGUGUUUGGGUUGGAGUACAUCAUCCGUAUCUGGUCGGCAGGAUGCUGCUGUCGCUACAGAGGAUGGCAGGGACGACUGCGCUUCGCCAGAAAGCCCUUUUGUGUCAUAGACAUCAUCGUGUUGAUAGCGUCGGUGGCGGUGGUGUCAGCCGGCAGUCAGGGCAACAUCUUUGCCACUUCGGUCCUGCGGAGCCUGCGUUUCCUGCAGAUCCUACGUAUGGUGCGGAUGGAUCGAAGAGGAGGCACCUGGAAGCUGCUGGGAUCUGUGGUCUACGCACACAGCAAGGAGCUGGUAACUGCCUGGUACAUCGGCUUCCUGGUUCUCAUCUUCUCUUCGUUCCUCGUUUACCUUGUUGAGAACAAGUUCAACAAGGAGUUUGCCACCUACGCUGAUGCCUUGUGGUGGGGCACGAUCACCCUGACAACCAUUGGCUAUGGGGACAAGACACCAAAGACGUGGACAGGACGGAUGCUCUCUGCAGGGUUCGCCCUCUUGGGCAUCUCUUUCUUUGCCUUGCCAGCAGGUAUUCUGGGCUCGGGCUUUGCCCUGAAGGUCCAAGAGCAGCACAGACAGAAGCACUUUGAGAAAAGGAGAAACCCAGCCGCCUACCUCAUCCAGUGUGUUUGGCGUAGUUAUGCGGCUGAUGAGAACUCGGUUUCCAUUGCUACCUGGAAGCCUCACUUGAAGGCGUUGCAUACCUGCAGCCCUACAAAGAAGGAGCAGGGAGAGUCAACUACAAGUAAAAUUCAUAGUAAUAAACAGAAGCUACUGAGGAGGUGUACCACUCGGAAACAUAGCCAGAAGUUGAGCUUCAAGGAGCGGGUGAGGAUGGCAAGCCCCCGAGGUCAGAGCAUCAAGAACAGGCAGACGUCUUCUGUGAAUGACCGGCGGUCACCGGUGGCUGAGGCCGGAACAGAAGGCACCAGCCCGGCUAAGGUACAGAAGAGCUGGAGCUUCAAUGACCGCACGCGCUUCAGACCUUCACUCCGCCUUAAGAGCCAAUCCCGCUCCACCACUGAUGCAGACUCCAACAUGACAGGGGAGGACGGCUUUGAUGAGAAGGGUUGUCACUGUGAGAUCUCGGUGGAGGACUUGCUGCCCUCAGUCAAGUCUGUCAUCAGAGCUGUCAGGAUUAUGAAGUUCCAUGUAGCCAAGAAAAAGUUUAAGGAGACGCUGCGUCCUUACGAUGUGAAGGAUGUGAUUGAACAGUACUCGGCCGGUCACCUGGACAUGCUGUGUCGCAUCAAGAGCCUGCAGACCAGGCUGGACAUGAUUGUAGGCCCACAGCCCCUGAGCAGCAGAGCCAAGACCUUUUCCUCCCCCUCCCUCCCUUUCUAUUACAGCCAGGGCAGAAAGAACUCCACUCAGGGAGUGGACCAAAUCCUUGGGAAGGGCCAGAUCCCUCUGGAUAAGAAGAUUCGAGAGAAGCUGCUGUCUGAUGGCGAUAUAUUAGAGGACAUGAGCAUGCUGGGUCGCGUCUGUAAGGUGGAGCGGCAGGUCCAGUCGAUUGAGUCGAAGCUCGACUCCCUGCUCGACAUAUAUCGGCAGGUUCUGCGUAAAGGCUCGUCUUCAGCCCUCACGCUCUCUUCUCUGCCCCUGUUUGAGCUGGAGCAGACCUCUGACUACAACUCCUCCGUCUUCAGCAAGGACUUGUCCUGCUCCACCCAGGUCAGCAGCGGUGGAGCGCCUCCCCCUGGUGGCUGUGUCACACACUCCACCGCCAACUCCCACCUUUCCCAGGGAGGACUCCACCUCAUCCUGGCACCACCCAACGAGCUCAACCUCAAUCUCAAUGUCUCCUCUACCACAUCUCCCUCAGGCCUUGCUUCCUCCUCUUUUAGUCCAUCACCACUGCCCCAUCAUCAUCAUCACCACCAUCACCAUCAUCAUCCUCAUCAUCCCUACCAUCAUCAUACCCAGGCUCAGGCCACCACGCCUGAAAGUGGAACUGAUGAGGCCGUGGGGAGCUCCCCGCCCAUCCUCACCCCAAAUAGCAUCAGCAGUGGAGUGGGCGGAGGAGUAGGAGACAGAGGCUUUCCUCUGCUGCCGAGGCUUCCACCACCACUCCCUCCCAGCCGAAGCGGUGGCCCAAGCAACUUGGUGCAAGUGACGUCCACAGAGGCAUCCCCCGACAUAGAGGACUUUUGUGGAGGUCUAGGGACAAAGAUGGAGGACAGCAGUGUCAGGGAUGACCUAGGCCUUGGGUUGGGGCUGGGAAGACUCAGGCAGCAGCUAAAGAGCAGCACCAACAGCAAUGGCAGGCUAAACACUAAGGAGGAGGGCUCCUGGAGGAGGCAUAUGAGCCUGGAGCUGGAGCCCCUGGUGCCGCAAGCCCUGGGGUGCUGCUCUGGCCCCAGGCAGACGGACCGAGGCUUGGGCAAGUCCAUGUCAGUGCAGGACCUGAUGCAGGCACCUCCAGGGGCUGUCCAGGACUCCCACCACACCUACAGCCUGCCAUCUCCAAGCCCCAGUACAAGCAGUGACUCCCCCAUUGGCUUCCACAGCUGCAGCACCGAAUUGCUGAACAUGCCGCACGUACGGCUAAAAUAG